UUUUUCUCCAAUUUUGCGUUCUUGCGUAUUGCGUUUUUUGAGAUUGUCUCUUGCGUCCACCCCUUAUCCCGAUCCCGCCCAAUUCUAGUUUCAAAGUAAAAAGUUAAAAAUAAAUCCAAAUUUUCAGUAUAUAGCAACUUCAAGAGACUUUCCAAAAAUGCUGCCUAUCAUUCAUUUAGAUUAUCUUAGUUACAGAAAUUUUAAAUUAAGUGAAAGAGCAAAGAACGUUGAAAUCAACCAAUUAAAUGAAGUUAAAUAUACAAAAUACCAAAUCGUUAAUAUUCACAAUCCAAAAGUUAAAUUCUUAUUUUGUAAUGAAGAGCGGAAUGGAGCAAUGUACUAUAUUAAAAUCAGAAAAAUGGAAGAGUAGA
Messenger RNA from Meloidogyne enterolobii, 371 nucleotides. The record is from the annotation of a GenBank genome assembly. NCBI's taxonomy places the organism in Eukaryota, Metazoa, Nematoda, Chromadorea, Rhabditida, Meloidogynidae.